Molecule: messenger RNA, 1716 nt
Organism: Mercenaria mercenaria
Lineage: Eukaryota; Metazoa; Mollusca; Bivalvia; Venerida; Veneridae
Exons: 1
Coding region: 37-1188 (383 amino acids)
Molecular function (GO): oxidoreductase activity
Source: RefSeq, a predicted model, not a curated record
GGUGCGCAAUGGAUAUAUGGUCGUGGCUCUAAUCCUAUGGUUGAGCUGGCAGAUAGAUAUGGAUUAGCAUUAACUUCCUUUACUAACGAUUGGGUGGUUCGGGACAAGUUUGGGAAUAAUGUAACAGAAGAGGCGGACAAUGAAUGGUACCGCCUUCGAGACAUAAUGAUAAAAGCGAAGAAAUUCGGCCGUAAACUUCAAAGAGAUCAUAAACCCGACAUCACUUCCGAAGCUUUACUGCGCAAGUUUGGAUGGAACCCAGUUGAUGCUGUGGCUGAAGCUGUAGAAAGUUACGAACUUGAUAUCAUAAAUGGAAAGGAAACACCUUCGGUAUCUGGCAAGUAUUCGGAUACACGACGUGCUUUUGAAGAACACGGUAACGAUGUCUGGAUGGUCACCAGUGACCCUAGAGGGUAUUCUUAUAUCAUAGAGGAAAUGGUAAGAGGCUUUGGUAAUGGUCAAAGCAUAAUAUUCAACAAGAAGGUGACAAGUAUAGAAAACUGGGAUGACGAAAAUGUACCGGUGGAAGUAUUUACUGAAGAUGGGUCGAUGUAUGAGGCAGAUGACGUUAUUAUCACUGUCAGUCUUGGUGUCCUGCAAUCUAGAAAAAUCAAUUUUAAACCAACUCUAUCAGAAAAGAAAAUGAUGGCUAUUGACAAAUUUGGUUUCGGACAAAACACGCUCGUGUAUUUGAAAUUUCAAACUGCCUUUUGGGAUAACGUCUCUACGAUAGUAUAUGCUUCGGAGAGACAUGGAGAAUAUAGCACUUGGUUUAACAUGAACGAUAUAUACCCAGGAUGUAACAUACUCCAAGUGAACGCAAACGGUUUCGAGGGAGAGGCAGUAGAACGUAUGACAGACGCUGAAACAGUUGAAGAACUAAUGGGCAUUUUUAGGUCAAUGUAUCCGGACGCCAAUAUUUCGCAACCUGAAUCCAUUGUAAAAUCUGAUUGGCUGACUGAUCCUCUCACAAUGGGGUCAUAUUGUUACUGGACUCCUGCAUUUAGGUCUGAAGAUAUGGACAAUCUCGGGAUGUCAGAAGGGAAUCUUCAUUUCGCCGGGGAGUGUAUAAGCCAGACAAAUUACGGUUUCGUACACAGUGCGUACACUUCAGGGAUACAUGCGGCGAUGGACCUUGCAGAAAGUGUAAAUCUCGGAGAAAUGUUCGACAAGGACAAGAAGAAAUAAUGGAUACCGCUUUCUUCCUGUAGAUGAGAAGACGUUCCGUCGAUUUUUUUUCAAAAACAAAUUCAGAUAAUUUUUUCCAGUUUUUUUUGUUUUUCUAGCAUUGAAUAAAGAAGCAAAAGCUUACAUUUAUCGUUUGUUCUUAAGUAUAUAAAAAGUAAUGUGAUAAUUUUGGCUACCCUUCCAACAGUGAGACAAACAAGAUAUUAUUAUUUAUGCAUUAUGAAUUACUAUGUCAUUAUCGGAAAAACUUCCCAAUCCCUUUUUGAUCUGACGGAGGUCCAUUUGUACGAACUUGUAUAUAAGAUCUUACAAAGCACUUCCAUGUUAAUGGCCGCGUAGAAAGGGUGAUCUGUUAAAGUUUUUAAUAAUUAGAUGUCUGUGGGUUCGACUUUCACAAACACUUAUCUUUUUACCAUAUACAAUAUAAGUGUGAUUACACUUUGUUUGUAGCCAAAAUGUGUUAAUGCUCCUGAAAACACAUUGAUGACAUCUAGGUACUUCAAGGACUUUAGACGUUUCAGUUGUUUC